UUUUUUCUUUUUUUUUCGUUAACUAAAAAAUAAAAUAUGGAUAAUAGCGGAGAAAAAGACGAUAUUCAAGUUCCAGAAUCUAAAAAAAAUGAAUUUAGUGGUUUUUUGAAAACUCUCUCUACUUUCACUGGCGAUAUCUACAGUCUAACGUGUCCCAGUUUUCUUUUAUCAGGCGUUUCAACACUAGAAUAUGGACAAUAUUGGGCAGACUAUCCUGAAUAUUUUGCUGCUAUCUCUCAACCAGCUGAUGAAUUGGAAAGAGCUGUUGCCGUGUUAAGAUGGUAUAUAAGUACUUUAUAUGGUUCUUUUGCAUCAAGAAAAGACAAAGAUAAAAUCGAAAAAAAGCCGUUCAAUCCUAUUCUUGGUGAACAAUUUUUGGCAAGAUGGGAAGAUAGAAAUGGAUCCGGUGAAACUAUAUUGUCUUCAGAACAAGUAAGUCAUCAUCCACCAAUCUCAGCAGUUUAUCUUGAAAACCAAAAAGCAGGUGUUUCAGCAAAUGGACAUACCGGACAGAAAAGUUCUUUCAAAGCAACUGCAGCUCGAAUUGAUGUCAUACAAGUAGGUCAUGUAAUAGUUCGUAUGAGAGAUCAUCCAGAGAAAUAUUUAAUUACUUUGCCAUCUUUACAAAUUCUUGGAUUAUGGAGAGGGGCUCCUUAUGUAGAAUUGAGCGGAACUAGCGUGAUUCAAUCUAAUAAUUAUAAUAUUUUAAUAGAAUUUAGUGGAAAGGGAUGGCUAUCGGGGGAUAAACACACUUUUAAUGGAGUAGUGCGCAAAAAUGGAUCAAAAGAGCAACUUUAUGUCGCUACUGGCACUUGGUCAGGGAAAUCUAACUUAGAAAAUUGUAGAACUAAUGAAAAAACAAUCUUCUUAGAUAUACAGAGCUCUCAAAGAGCGGUUCCUAUAAUUGCACCAGAAGAGGAUCAAAAUGCUUUGGAAAGUAGAAAAUUGUGGAAAUAUGUAUCACAAGCCAUUGACUCGGGAGAUUUUGCUACGGCUUCUAAACUAAAGGGUGAGAUUGAACAACGUCAGCGUGAUAAAGUUAAAAAUGGCGAAGAAACAAUUCUUCAAUACUUUGAUUGGGUAGAAGAUGAUCAAGUGUUUUUAAACCUUAAUAAUUUAAUUAAUAACAAAUAUCAGAUAGAAGAAAAAUACAGGGAGAAAGGUAGCUGGGUAUUUAAGAAGUUAUCAUUUGAACAAUAAUGAUAUUAAUUUAUAAUUAUUGGUUUAAUUGUAAAAUAUACCUAUUUGUGUUGCAACGCACCUCUUUUUAUUCCUACGAAUAAAUUUGUCUGCAAAAUUUCAAAAUAAGGUAAUAAUCACACAGAAAUACCAUAUAUAUUAAAUAUUUUCAUAUUUUGUUUUAUUUCACUUCAUUCUAAAUAGAAUUUAUUUUUUUUUAUAUAUUUUACUUAACUUAAAAUCCUUAAAAAUUGAGUUUUAAAUGGGUUAAAUUAACUAGUAUUCUAACUAUGUAGUACUUUUGAAUUAUA
Messenger RNA from Rhizophagus irregularis DAOM 181602=DAOM 197198, 1490 nucleotides. RefSeq lists its product as uncharacterized. Gene Ontology annotation, molecular function: oxysterol binding. The record is from RefSeq and is a predicted model, not a curated record. Gene Ontology annotation, cellular component: cytosol; intracellular membrane-bounded organelle; membrane. NCBI's taxonomy places the organism in Eukaryota, Fungi, Glomeromycota, Glomeromycetes, Glomerales, Glomeraceae.